UCCAACAGCAUCAUCAACAACAACAACAUGCUAUCCCCAACCACCACCACCACCGCCACCUCCAGUAGCACCACCACCACCACCACAGCCAGCGCCCUGCCGUCCUGGGUGCUGGAGGAGAGGGAGGCGGCGGGCAUCAGACACCGCCGCCGCGUCCUGGAGCAGCGGGCACAAAGGAUCCAUGGCUUGCCCCGCGCCACUUCUAUCGCGGUAGACGUGGAGGGCUUGAGUCAACAGGUGAAGGAUCGACAAAGGGCAUUGGAGAAGGAUCAGAGAGAAGAGGAGGACUUCAUGCGUCUGGCAGCCACGCAGGACCGCGCCGCAGUUCUCUUACAGCAUCGCGAGAAGAAGGCGGAGGAGGCGAGGCGGACUGACUUGACGAAAUUCUGGCGGGAAGAACAGAGACCAGAGAGGAGAAGGGACGCUGACCUCGAAUCUCAUGAACACCUUACUUCUGCCCUUUAUGAACUCAAAUUCGAGGGAGAAGACUUGGGUAGAGGUGAGCGUGUGAAGGCACAGCGGAAGGAGGCGAAGGAGUGGUUGGAGCAGCAGAGACGAGAGCAGCAGUACAUAGAUCAGCAGGAGAAGGAGCAGGAGAGGCGGCGGCAGCUGGAGUGUGCCGAGGCAGCGGAACAAGCGAGGCAGCUGGCACAGGCAGAGGAGCAGUGCCGCCUUGCCGAGCAGCUGGCACUCCAACGCUACAAUCUGGCACUGAGUGAGGAGAGGAAAGCUACUGAGUGGGAGGAAAGACUAGCGCGUCGCGAGGCUGAAGACCAGGAAGUGCGCAAUGCAGUCUUCGGAGCCUUGUUGACUGAGGAACCUACAGUGGCGCGCAGCUCACUAGGACCCCACAGGAUAAUCCCACACAGGUGGAAGGGCAUGAGUGAGGCUGAGAGGCGGCAGAUCCUGGAGGUGAGAGAGCGGCAGGUGGAGGAGAAAAAGCGGCAGAAGGAGCAGGAGCGGCGGGAGGAGGCGGCGUGGGCGGUGAUAGCCAAGCAGACGGACAAGGCAGCGCUGUUGUCACUUCACCAGGCACACACCGACGCCAGGCGUCGCGAGGAGCAGCAGGCGGCCACCAACACCCGCCUGGCCACGGAGCAACGGGAGAACAGAGAUGCCGCCGCCAAGCUCGCCUCGCCGCCCCUCCCCUCCCAGGACUUCUACGGGAAAUUCGGCGUGCAUCCCAGAUAGGUGGAAAGGUGGAGUAGUGGAUAAAUGGAAUGCUGUCUUAGUGUGUCUGGUGUUUAUUAGUUUGUUGUUUCCUUUUCAGUGUCUUUUCUUUUCUUUCCUUUUUUUUUCCGUUUGAAGAUCCGUAUGUGUUGCUGUUGUUGUUGUUGAUCGGCAUCCAUAGGUUAUUUAAUUUAUAGGCUUCACUUAUUUUCCUAUUUCUUCUUUCAUGUUUUGUUUUCCCGUCAAAUAUUUACUUACUUGUCUUAUUCUUUAUCAUUAUUGUUACCGUUGUGUUUCCGUCAAACAUUUACUUACUUAUUUUUUAUCAUU
Molecule: messenger RNA, 1500 nt
Organism: Portunus trituberculatus (swimming crab)
Lineage: Eukaryota; Metazoa; Arthropoda; Malacostraca; Decapoda; Portunidae
Product: RIB43A-like with coiled-coils protein 1
Exons: 9
Coding region: 28-1191 (387 amino acids)
Source: RefSeq, a predicted model, not a curated record